Molecule: messenger RNA, 1445 nt
Organism: Sphaerodactylus townsendi
Lineage: Eukaryota; Metazoa; Chordata; Lepidosauria; Squamata; Sphaerodactylidae
Gene: JPT1
Product: Jupiter microtubule associated homolog 1
Exons: 5
Coding region: 116-577 (153 amino acids)
Cellular component (GO): nucleus
Source: RefSeq, a predicted model, not a curated record
GCGGGGAGGGCACUGCAGUUGUCUCUUGCAGUCGCCGGGAGAGGAGGUGGUGGAAUAAGAUCACUCCAUAGCCUCUGUCUCCGGCGCUUUUCUCAUCCCAUCUUUUUCCUUCGCUAUGACGACCACCACCACUUACAAGGGGAUGGAUCCCAGUGGCCGGAGCAGCUCCAGGGUUCUUCGCCCUCCAGGUGGUGGUUCCAAUUUUUCCUUGGGAUUUGAAGAGUCAAAGGAGCAACCAAUGAGAAGGAACAAGAUGGCAUCCAGCAUCUUUGGGACUCCAGAAGAGAAUCCACCUUCCUGGGCCAGGCCAACAGCCGCCAAGCCCAGUGACGUCAGUGAAAGUUCUGAAGCACCUGGGUCCCAAAGAAGAAACUCUUCUGAUGCAAUCUGUGGCGACUACAUAGAUCCAAAGGGUGCAGAAGUCGAAGUUCCUGAAAACAUCGAAGCUGAAAUAGAAACUGCUUCAGGCCCAGAUGAAGAGAAGUCCCUGCCGCCUGCGCCUCUUCCUAGCCCAGUAGCCCCUGUGCCAUCUAGGAGAAAUCCACCUGGUGGAAAGUCCAGUCUAGUCCUUGGUUAAACUUGAUAUUCUUUGCUCCUAACUACUUGGAACUCAUGUCUGUCAUCUUUUUCUUUUUCCUUCCAUGCUUGUGAACGGCACAACUUGAACCUGACUGUACAUCUGAAACUUUCAUUAAAAGAAGCACUUUAAGUACUUCAGUUUUUUAAGGUGUUUUGAUUUUUUUCAAACUUUGAUUUUGUCUCCCUUGGGUCUACUGGAAGUGGUAUGUGUGAUUUCACCCUCCCCGCAGUAGUAGACUUAGAACAGUGGAAUUUGCUACACAGCCCAUGGCUGACUGAAAGAUUUUUAAAGUAUAUUGUAGUGUGUAUCAUAAACUAGACUGGUUGAUUCUGAAUGUGUGGUAGGUGGCAUUUUUGUCCUGAAACUUGUAGAAACCUUUUAGUUGGCUUAGAACAGUUGAAAGUCAGGGUUGUACAGAUGUGGUGGUCUACUCCCUGCCCAUCUUGGCCAUACACUGGUUGGCUAUCCACAGUAUCCUUCGAUUAGUGGCAAGUGUCUCCUGUGCUCUUGUGCAUUACAGAACAGAUACAUGGUGCUAAUAACUACCAUGCUGCCUUCAAUGUGUGGAAUCUUGAUUCAGCCUUGAUGAGAUAGGGCCCAUGCCAAAUACAGUGAUGUGAGCCUGCUGUUUUGUUGCCCCAGUAUCAAACCCUUCCAUAUUUUUUUAAAAGAGAAGGUGGAACAGGAUCUUACAAAAGUGAGUAUUGGAUGGGAAAGCCUUAAGGGGCAUUCCCAUCCAAAUGACUCCAGUGCUACGCAUGAUCAUGCAGGUGUUUUGACCAUGAGGUUAAAAUUUCAUCCUUCUAAAUGUAUUGUAAUAUGAUAAAGUUGGGCUGUUGCUUAAAAAUAAAAAAUAUAGAAAUUU